This is a messenger RNA of Enterobius vermicularis (human pinworm), 822 nucleotides long. The record is from the annotation of a GenBank genome assembly. Lineage: Eukaryota; Metazoa; Nematoda; Chromadorea; Rhabditida; Oxyuridae.
AUGCUUAGUGCUACCUUGUUAAGCAUUUUGUAUUUGUUGAUAUAUUCGGUUGGUAAUUUUAACGCCUGUCUUCUGAAUAAUGACCGAAGCUCAAUCUAUGUUUCAGUUAUGGAAAAUGCUGCUCCAGGUUCUGCACUGACCGAUCUUCCGAUACAAGGAGUCACCUUUGGUCCAGAACCUGACACUCAACUGAAGCUUGUCAAAGGCAAUGACCUUGUUGAUUUAGAUGCUCGACAAAAAAAACUUAUACUCAAAAAAGCUUUAGACAGAGAUGAGGGAGAAAGCAAAUUUGAGGUGGUCAUCGAAUGUAAGUCGUUAGCAGACGCUGAUUUUCCACAGAUCAACAUCAGUACUUUUAUAUCUGUAUUGGACGUCAACGAUAAUGCGCCAGAAUUUGAUUCAGACUUCUAUAACUUUAAAGUGGCUGAAGAAUUACCAAUUGGAACAAUAGUAUUUAUUGGAUUUAAAGCAACUGAUAAGGAUCAACCAGGACCAAACAGUUAUCUAACCUAUAGAAUUCUUCCGGGAAAAAACUCACACUAUUUGGCCAUUGAAGAACCGUCUGAACCAAAGAUAACAAUUGCUGAACGAAUCGAUUUUGAGCAGAUUACAGAGUUUGAUAUAUUAAUCGAAGCCAAAGAUGAUGGUAAUCCGGUGCUGUCAUCAAUUGUUAAAGCUCAUGUUACCAUUAUCGACGUUGAUGAUCAAAAUCCAGUUUUUGAUUAUGACUAUUAUUACGCAGAACCAUUCAAAGUAAUUUCAUUUUUUGACUUUAAAAGCUAUUUUAUCAUAAUUUUUAUUCUGCUAAUUUGUCAUCAGUAG